Molecule: messenger RNA, 2270 nt
Organism: Cataglyphis hispanica
Lineage: Eukaryota; Metazoa; Arthropoda; Insecta; Hymenoptera; Formicidae
Gene: XRCC1
Biological process (GO): base-excision repair; single strand break repair
Cellular component (GO): nucleus
Molecular function (GO): damaged DNA binding
Source: RefSeq, a predicted model, not a curated record
UUCGAUAUAUUCAGAAAACACACACAAGAAGGAUCACUGUAACAGAUGAUACAAAAAAGAAUUUAUCUAUUGUUCAAAACCUCGUGACGCAGGUUAUGUUAGAUAUGUUUGUAAACGAUGUAAAUUUGGUGGUAUCUUAAAAUUUCAAUAGAAGAGUUAGAAAUUGUUAAUUACUUUACGAUUCGCCAAUAUAAUGAAUUUAUAAAAAUGCUCGUUAAGUUUGAAAAGAUAAUAAGCUGUUCCUCAGAACAUCCAUCGUACCCUGCUGCUAAUCUUCUUCAAUGUAAUUCAGAAAAUUGGAAGGCCACAUGGCGAUGUGCCAAGCCGGGAGAAAUGCUGGCCCAAGUCAUAUUUCAGUUAGUUGAGCCUUCUUACAUUACGGGAGUUGAUAUUGGCAAUUUUCAGAGUUGUGUAGUAAUUGUCACUGGAUCUACAUCAUCUGAACCAGACAAUUGGAUAGUUAUAGUGAAUCACAAAUUUAUGACAAAUGAUGAAGCAGCCAAUAAUAAAUUCAAGGAUCAAGUACAAUUAUUUACGAAAAGAGAAUUAAAUCCAGAUAUUUUGAAAAUUAAAUUUGAUCGAAUCAAAGUCACUUGCAUGCAAUCGGCAAAUUUAAAAGUCUUGUUUGGAUUGUCAUAUAUUAUUUUAAGAUCAGAUCCUACAGUUGAUUUAGGCUUAGAUAUAUUUGGCAAGUUUAAAUUGAAACAGCCACAUAUCAUGAAGACACCUUUGGAGAUCAUGAAAGAGAGAAUUCUUAAUAAAACGGAAAAUAAAAAGAUAGAUUAUAAGGAUGAGUUACGCGAACAAAUAAAAAGGAACUCAAUAGAAAAUUUUGCUAAAUGUCAAGAGGAGCCUAAACCUAUAAAGAGACCAUUAUUAGAAAAAUUAGAAGCUGGGAAAGCUGAUGAAGUUUUUGGAAAAAAUGAUAAGACUCAGCUGCAUUCAAAAAAUAAGGAUAAAACGUGUACUAAAAACAGCAGAAAUGCAGAAAAUGUAUCAAAUGGAAAAACAGUUGUCACAACUCCUUUUGGAGACACUGUGCCUUUGACAUUCGUUCAUAAAGGUAACAAGAAUGAUACAAAAAAUAUUACUCAGGAUUCUUGUAAAAAAAGGUCUUUAAGCAAAUUGGAGGAUUCAUUAAACACACAAUAUGAUAAAAAGAAAAACAAGUGUUCUAAUUGUUGUAAAGAUUCGCAAGAUCAGUUGUGCAAUACUUGUCAACGAUUACCAGCACCCUCUACUGAAAGUAUUGCUUUAAAAGCAAAUGUUUCUGUAAAAUGCAAAAAACAAUUUAAAGAAUUGUUCAGUGAUGCCACAUUCUCUCUCAGUGGAUAUGUUAAUCCGCAGAGAGAUGAAAUUAGAAGGAAAGCUCUUAGCAUGGGUGCCAAAUACAUACCUGAUCCAAAUACAACUAAUAAAAAAUGUACUUAUUUGAUCUGCGCUUUUAAAAAUACACCAAAAUAUCAGCAAUUUAAAAAUCAUACAAAAAUUGUCUCUCAUGUUUUUAUUGAAGAAUGUUUUGAUAAAAAGAUAAGAUUUCCUUGGCGGCUAUAUGCUUUAGAUCAAAAAGACAAAUCACAACCUGAAAGUGAAGAAGAAAUCGAUGGUAAUCAACCAGAAUCUGUAUAUGAUAUGGAUACUGAUGCUGAAUCUGAUUAUUAAUAUUUAAAUUUAAUUUAACAUUUAGCAAUCCUCGACUUCUUUCUGACAUGAUUAUAUCUUGAUAAUUAUUAAUAAAUAUAUUUUUUUUAUAUAUAUACUUGUUUUUAUGUAGCUGUAUUUUUCAUUUUCUUUCUUUCUAUAGAUAUGCAUAAGGCAUAUCUACAGAAAUAUAAUUUAUUAAUGUGAAAAAUUCAUCACAUAUUGCAUCUGAUUGCAUUCGAUAUCCAAUAUAUGUAUAUACAUAAUAUAUGUAUAUAUGUAAUAAAAUGCCAGUGUACAUUAAGUGUAAUAAUAAAAAUGACUGUAUGCGUGCGUGUGUAUAAGAAAUGUAAUUUAACAGCAAAAGCGAUUGCUUCCGAUACUCGAUAUAUAUAUAUAUAUAUAUAUAUAUAUAUAUAUAUAUAUAUAUAUAUAUAAUGUAAUAAAAUGUUAGUAUAUAUUUUGUAUAAUAAUAAAAAUGACUGUGCGUGCGUGCGUAUGUACAAAAGUAGUGUAAGCGAAAGCGAUUGCGUCUAAUAUCCGAUAUUACGUAAUAAAAUGUCUAUGUAUAUUAUUACGUAAUAAAAUGUCUAUGUAUAAUAAUAAAAACGACUGCGUGCAAAAUGUAA